AUGGCGCUGCCCACCAGAGCCGUGGCAGCCGUGGCAGGCUGGGCGCUUCAUUUCCUCGAGCCUGCAGGCGCGUGUCCAUGUGUGCUUGCGGCCAUCCGCGCCUCUGCGCUUUUCUACCCUCCUCCGUGUGCUGAGCAUCGCCACGCACACGACUCCACGCCGCGUCCACUACCUCCUCACUACCGAUACCCCCCAGCACGCCAUCCAGCCCUAGACCCAGUCAGCACAGUCAGCGGCCUCCGAGCAAAGCUUGUCUCGGCUGCUUGUGGGCCUUAUUUGGCUAUCAGCCGCCACUCCACGCGCGGCGGGCGAUCCAGAGACGCCAUCCCAACGCCGAGAAAGGGCCAAAAGUCCUUUCUGGGGCCCAAGCCUGCGCUGCCCUGGCCUGCCCUGCCCGUGAGCAAGUACAUGAGCCCAGAUGACUGCUCGUGGCUUUUGCAAAAGUUUCGCCUUUUUUUCCUCGUCCGCCUGCUGUCUAUCCACUCCCAUACCCACCCACGCCCACUUGUCCUGACUCUGCCUCCCCGGCGUCGUUUCACCUCGCUAGCCUUCCGCCCAGCACCCGGCCAGCCUUGA
Molecule: messenger RNA, 576 nt
Organism: Bipolaris maydis ATCC 48331
Lineage: Eukaryota; Fungi; Ascomycota; Dothideomycetes; Pleosporales; Pleosporaceae
Source: RefSeq, a predicted model, not a curated record